Molecule: messenger RNA, 1875 nt
Organism: Mesorhabditis belari
Lineage: Eukaryota; Metazoa; Nematoda; Chromadorea; Rhabditida; Rhabditidae
Source: the annotation of a GenBank genome assembly
AUGAUGCGAAUGGGUCAACAACCGAAUAACAACGGGAAAUCUUCAGCGACUGUUUCGGUCGAUCAACGUCUCUGGCCGCUCUUCAACGAUUUGCUGAUCAUUGCUGGCAACGAUCAAACAUGUUCUGGAUCUCUUUCCCAGUCUUCGGUCGAAGAUUUGACAUUCGUCGUUCGUUCUCUGUGUCGGCGAGUCGCCAAUCAACAACUCAAAGAGAAAUGUAUCUCAAUGAUUGGUGGCGCCAACGAGACCUACAUCGCGCCGUUGGCUCUCAAUUGUGGGCCGGAGAACUUUGGGAAACCGGGAGACGUCUAUCGGAGUCCAAUUCUGACACUGCAAGAGUUCAAUUGGCGUUUCAUCGUCGAGGCAAAGACGGCCAACGAGUGCGUCGCUUUCAUGGAAGUUGACCCGGUUUCUCCAAACACUGUCUGGUCGGUGACAGCUCGUUUCCAACUCAACAUCAAUAACAUCAGUUUUGAGUCUGGUGACGUCGAGUUCUCAUUUAAUUCGAAUCGUCACGCGAUCCCUUGGCGCAACACUCUUCAACACGGGCUCAUCCCAAGAGCUCCAAUGCGUUCACCGCUCAAAGUGCAAGUGUCGAAAGUUGGCGUGAGAGCCCUUCCAAUACCCGACUUUCACACUGUCACCCCAGAUGAUGCCAACACGGCUGUCUAUGUUGAGGGGAAACCAGUUCCCGUCAAUUUCCAGCUACUCGCCUACCACAGUCCCGCUCUGAGGGGCGCCUCAGUGGUCGAUGGCAAGACGCAGCUGCCAGGAGCCAUUCAACACUCUCACUUCAGAACUUUUCUCGAAAAUCUUUUCAACAACGCCCCCGUCAAUGCAUCAAAUGUGUCGACUCUUCUCGACGUUUCAUCAUCCCUUCAAUGUGUUCUUGUGCGUGAGCGUUGCGAGGCUUUUCUCAUUCAUACAACUGAGUUACCGUUCCCCGUCAAACUCGACUUGGCCACACGCUACAAGCUCGCUAUUGCACAAGGCUAUUGCUUGUCGGUGAUUCGCAACCGGAAAGAGGUCGAAGAAGCGAGAAAUGAUCCAGAGUUCGAGAAAAUGUGCGACUUGGCAAAGAUGGCUUUUGCGAUGAAGGAGAAAACAUUGAGUGGAAACUCAAACAAGCCAGUUGUGCCAAUCAUUUCAACUCCAGUUCAACAACAGCAGCAACCACCAGCCCCGACAGCCGCACAAGCAUUCAAGCCUGAGCCUAUUCUGCAGCAACAACAGAAUCAACCUGCAAGCCAAAUGGGGGACGCCAAAAUCCCAUCGCUUUUCGCGUUGAGUUCACAACAACAAGGCAAUAAUAUGGGCUCACCAAUGGCACUCAUGCCACAAGGGCAAAUGGGCGGUGGAUUUGGAGGUGGACAACGGCCAGGAAUACAGGGACAAGGUGGCCCCGGACAAGGCCAAGGUAUGAUGGGUGGUGGACAAGGCCAAGGUAUGAUGGGUGGUGGACAAGGUCAAGGUAUGAUGGGUGGUGGACCAGGCCCGAUGCAAGGAAUGAUGGGUGGGCCUGGAAUGCAAGGGAUUAUGGGCGCAGGACCCGGACAAAUGGGAAUGAUGGAUGGACCAAGACCAAUGGGAAUGAUGGAUGGACCGAGACCAAUGGGAAUGAUGGGCGGAAUGGGUGGACCGAUGAUGGGCGGACCGAAGCCGUUGAUGGGCGGACCGAUGCAGAUGGGCGGAGGGAUGCAGGGAAGGAUGGGCCCCGGUGGACCAAGGCCGGGAAUGGGCAUGAUGCGCGGUGGAAUGAAAGGAAGCCCGGCUAAAGGUGGGAAACCGCAAAAUCAGAACAAUAUGCGCGGAGUUGGUCAAGGUGGAGUCAAGAAACCGUUGAAGAAGGGCAGCGGAGGGCGAGCUGUGAAGACC